AUUUAUCUAUUUUAUGUAUUUAUUGAUUCAUCACAUUUAAAAAUGGCGUCCAAGUGUCCAAGGUGUGAGAAGACUGUGUAUUUCGCAGAGAAAGUGAGCUCUCUGGGAAAUGACUGGCACAAAUUCUGUCUGAAGUGUGAACGCUGCAAUAAAACACUGAAUCCUGGAGGACACGCUGAGCAUGAUGGGAAACCGUACUGCCAUAAACCCUGCUACGCUACACUGUACGGACCUAAAGGUGUGAAUAUCGGUGGUGCUGGAUCGUACGUGUAUGAAACACCAGUGACUGAGACGCAGACCACCACCACCACACCAGCCAGAGCUGAGGAGAGGAAAACUACAGCGCCACCUAGAGGACCAGUGAAGGCUGCCAGUUUCUCGUCAUUCUCUGGGCAGCCGAAUAUCUGUCCUCGCUGCAACAAAACCGUCUACUUCGCGGAGAAGGUGAUGUCCCUGGGUAAGGACUGGCACAGGCCAUGUCUGCGCUGUGAGAGGUGCAGUAAGACGCUCGCUCCCGGUGGCCACGCUGAGCACGAUGGCCAGCCGUACUGCCAUAAACCCUGCUACGCUGUCCUGUUCGGACCUAAAGGUGUGAACACUGGAGGGAUGGGCAGCUACAUCUAUGAAGAGCCAAACACUGAGCCUCAGCCAUGAACACACGCACACAAACAACACCAUUUAUACUUUUAUAAAUAUAUGCUGUAGUGUUCAGGUGAAUUAAACACUG
Molecule: messenger RNA, 727 nt
Organism: Neoarius graeffei (lesser salmon catfish)
Lineage: Eukaryota; Metazoa; Chordata; Actinopteri; Siluriformes; Ariidae
Gene: crip2l
Product: cysteine-rich protein 2-like
Exons: 8
Coding region: 43-654 (203 amino acids)
Source: RefSeq, a predicted model, not a curated record